AUGCCUAUCCGUAACCCCUUCGCCCGCCGCCCUGGCAGCAUCGUCGUCCAGGAUGAGAACCAGCGCCCUGAUACCGCCCCCGGCUUUGAAAAGGUCGACACUGUCGGUUCCAAGGCCACUUCGGUCCUCAGCAUCCGGAAUACCAAGAACCAUGACACUGGCGAGUACAAGAUGAGUGUUGUCAAUGACAGUGGCGUCUAUCUUCCUCCAUCCCCGACCGAGGAGAAAGGACAGUGGCCGCGCAAGUACCUCUCAACCCGCAACUCGACAGACACCCGCAGCAGCUUCGGCGAUAUUGAGCACUUCUCCAUCUCCCGAGAGUCUUUCGAUUCCUACCGCAGAUCAUUUGACAUUUCCGCGCGAUCACCAGUGCCCAACCCAGACUUUCCCCCGCGCCAGAGCCUCGAUUCUGCCCGCCUUCCUCGUCUCCCCAGAUCGGCAGUCGAGCGAUCUUUCAAGCAACCGCCCACCGCCGAGGAACGCUUCGAAGAUGUUGGUCUCGAUGACCACAAGCAGUCUCAGGCCCAGCCCCAAAAGCGCAGCUUCUUUUCCAAAUUCUCCGAGUCCCGCGAAAAGGACACCACCUCGACCCAACCCGCCGUUUCCCGCUUCCUCAUGCACGGCCGCAAGAGAGCUCAGAGUGGCCAGGGUUCAGAGCUUGGCCCCAUGGACAACAACACAAACGCGCCGCCCAAGGUGACAGUCUCGUCCGAAGGCCAGGAGAUGCAAUGA
This is a messenger RNA of Fusarium falciforme, 732 nucleotides long. RefSeq lists its product as hypothetical. Bases 1 to 732 code for a protein of 243 amino acids. The transcript is spliced from 4 exons. Lineage: Eukaryota; Fungi; Ascomycota; Sordariomycetes; Hypocreales; Nectriaceae. The record is from RefSeq and is a predicted model, not a curated record.